This is a messenger RNA of Rhodamnia argentea, 2642 nucleotides long. RefSeq lists its product as uncharacterized. Lineage: Eukaryota; Viridiplantae; Streptophyta; Magnoliopsida; Myrtales; Myrtaceae. The record is from RefSeq and is a predicted model, not a curated record. The transcript is spliced from 4 exons. The coding region runs from base 208 to 2241 and encodes 677 amino acids.
CUCUGCGCUCGCUUGUUUAGGCCGAUGCAGUCACGGACGCAUGUGCGUGGAAACUUGUGGCUUUGGCUCGUGCCUGUACAGUUGCGGGCUCGGCGUUUCUGGGUGUUUUUUUUUUCCGGCGGUGGGAGCGAGCGAGCGAAUGCGGAGAUCCUUCUCCGGAUUCUGGGCUUUCCUCCGUCUUUCUUUAUGUGAAGGGGGAAUGUAUAGAUGACAGUUAAAAAUAUGAUGGAAGAUACACAACUAAAUUUCAAUCAGCCAUUCCUUACGGUGAGGCGUUUCUCGUCCACAAUAGCCUCUGCAGAGGGUCAGGAGAAAAGGAGAACUAAUAAGGCACUGCCAACCAUACCUCCUCUUCCUCCUUACAAAUCAGAGCUCAAAUCGGGUCCGAUAAGGAAUCCAGGAACUGUUCCAUUUGUGUGGGAACAGUGUCCAGGAAGACCUAAGAAUGAAUCACUAUCGCGCAGUCGGAAUCCCAAAUGCCCUCCUGCUGCUCCGAAACUUCCACCUGGGAGGAUUGCUACAGUUAAGCAGCAGGAUUCUCAAAAAUACUCCGAUGGUGUUAUGGGUGUACAAUCUCAAACGAGAGAUAUGGUUUUAUAUUCUGAAAAUGCACAAUCAAACAAUGAAGGUGCUAAAAAAAAGGAUACCACAGAGGAAAAAGGGAUCCCUGGUUCAGAUUAUGGUGAUGAAGCCUACGUAGAUGCAUUGGAUUCAUUUUCGCAAUCUGAGUCAUUCUUCUUGAACUGCAGUGUCAGUGGUUUGAGUGGAGUGGAUGGUUCAGACAUGAGACUAUCUGGAAGGUUCUCUAGGGAUCCACCAGCCAGGGACUUCAUGAUGUAUCGUUUCUUGCCCGCAGCAAAGGCAAUGGCUUCAGAAGCCCCUCUGCAUUUCGUCCGGAAGCAAUUUGUGGCACAAGAUCUGCCAAGGCAUCCGGUAAAGAAGGCAGUGGUAGGGGGUGAGAACUGUCGGCUUGAGGUACUUAAGCCAAGUGUGCCACCGAUGACCCAAGUCAGAGUUGGAGAAGAAAGUAAAGAUGAUGACUACUAUGAUAAUGAAACCUCAACAACUAAAGUUUGUGGAUUAUUCCCUCGGUUUUGCCUGUUAAAUCCAGUACCUGGUAUGAGGAUGCAAACUGCGGGGCUUACUGUGCACAAAACUCAACUUAAUGCUACAAAUGCUAAAUAUCAAGGUGAAACCAGGAGUAAGCAUAAAAAAAAUGCUUCUGAUGAGCAAAGAUCAGUUGGUGGGCGUCUAAAAGCGGAGCUGCAUGAAAAUAAGUUCGAUCUCAAAAGCACACGGAGACAAACUACAUUCAAAAGCGAUGACAAGAAAUUAGAGGGGUCAUCACUGUACAGCCGUUUGCAAGGCAAUGGCAAAUUUGAGCACCAGAACGGAUUUUCUGAAGCAGUCCCUCAAGGGGAGGAAAGACCAGUUAGUCUUCAUGAGAAUGUUAAGAAUUCCAAGGUUGAUGUCUCCAAUUCCCGAGGAAAGCGCUUUAUCAAUCUUCGAGAAUUAUUAGAUAGUGAGCGUGCGGAAUGGAGGGCAGGCAAUACAAGCCCUGUGGUUGAGAAAACUGUACACGUCGAUGCUGUGCAUGUUGUGAAAUCUCAAGGCCAUACAAGUCCCUCAGGGGGGAAGGAGCCAUCCCAUUCUGAGGGUGAUCUGUUCGAUAUCAAGGCUACUAGGAAGAAAGUUGAGGAAGCGAUUUUAGUGGACUCUCUUUCUCUGGAUGUCGAGAACAUUGAGCACCCGGAGAAGAAGAAGACGAUGUCUGAACUUGAAGGUGUGCAUUUCACGGAUUCCCCCUUGCUCUCUGCUUCUGACAGAUUAAAUCAGUAUAUGAACAUUGACUUGUCUAGACAUGAUCAAGCUCUUACUCUAGUGGGCAUCAAGGAGACCAGCUCAAAAGUUGGCAGAGAUGGUAAAAUUGAUGUAGAAAGUAAGGCACUUAUGAGAUUAGGUGAUCGGCAAAAUCCUUCCACUGCCUAUUCACCCUUGCCCCUCCCUCCUCCUUUACCGAAAUCUCCGUCAGACUCAUGGUUAUCGCGAACCAUGCCCUCCAUUUCCUCCAAGAAACCAUCUCCACUAUCCUCUCUUAGCAUAAAUGUUGUUAAUGGGAAACAUGCUUCAGAGUCAGCUCCUGUUGAUCCCAAGUGGGAAACCAUCGUCAAAUCUUCCAAUGUGCACCACGGGCAUCUGCGGUUCUCUGAGGAACUGCUGCCGCCAAUCCCGGAAACCUGAAGAGCACUGAUCCAGUUUCGACGGAUGUGGAAUAGUGUGUACAUGCGAUGAUCUGAAUACUGUUCUUCACUUUUCCCAAAACUUCUUCAAUCCCAAGAACAGGGAAAAGACUUCCCGCUCGGCCUCAUCGUGGUUGGUGUGCUCUCUUAUACCUGCCCUGUUGAGCAUAUUAUGAGGAACUGUAAAUAGAACUGCCCUUUUCCUACAAUAUAACUACGAAAUGCAUUUCAUUGUCUUUCUGUAAAGAUCAUUCUUUCUGUACACCAAAUUUGUACCAUCAUUCUGUUUUUUUCUUGUAAAGGGGAUUGCAACCACUGUUCUCUGAUUGUAAUAAACUGAUGAUUUCACGCCUUUUAUGUACUUGUCUGUCGUUAAUCAGCAAGGGAAGUUGUUCAUUUCAA